Biomphalaria glabrata is the source of this 6398-nucleotide messenger RNA. RefSeq names its product forkhead box protein J2-like. The transcript has 11 exons. Bases 183 to 1508 code for a protein of 441 amino acids. The record is from RefSeq and is a predicted model, not a curated record. NCBI's taxonomy places the organism in Eukaryota, Metazoa, Mollusca, Gastropoda, Planorbidae. Gene Ontology annotation, biological process: regulation of transcription by RNA polymerase II. Gene Ontology annotation, molecular function: DNA-binding transcription factor activity, RNA polymerase II-specific; RNA polymerase II cis-regulatory region sequence-specific DNA binding. Gene Ontology annotation, cellular component: nucleus.
UUUAUUAGCUUUGAAAAAAAUCAAAAUAGCAUGCAAUAAUAUGUCUAGAAGUGAUAAAUUGUUUUAAAUGCAUACAUUAAAAGCCAUUAAUAUUCAUUUCACAGUUUUAACAAUAAUUUAGGAAAUAACAAUAAAAGAAUGUAUUAAUGCACAUAUAGUAUACUGUAGCAGGACCUAACAAGAUGGCGGAUCUAGGAUCUAGUUUGACUAAAAUGGAUUGGCUUCAUCGACUAAAAGUCGGUGGGCCUAUGGGUGGACCUGGAUUUAACGGUUCGCAGGGAGCAACAGAUGCGCUGGGUAGAAUAACAGGUCAGUUUGGGACUAGAGGUUCUCCUGACCCUUCCGGACACUUCGACAAUAAUGGACAGACAACACAGAAUCAAAGAGAUGGGAAACCACCGUACAGCUAUGCCAAUCUUAUCAUGCAUGCCAUAAAUAGCACAAGUAAAAAAAGAAUGACUCUAAGUGAAAUUUAUGCUUGGAUAUGUGACAAUUUUCCUUAUUAUAAAGAUGUGGGAAAUGGUUGGAAGAAUUCUAUUCGACACAAUUUGUCCUUGAACAAAUGUUUUCAAAAAGUUCCCAGGUCAAAGGAUGAUCCUGGAAAGGGCUCAUACUGGGCUAUUCAGACACCUCCAGUUGAUGACCCACUUCCACCAACACGGCACAGAAAAAAACGUCCCAAUGAUCGGCAUUCUCCAUACAGCCCAGAGAGUGGAUUAAGUCCUGGACAGCAUACUGUGCUAGCAAGUGUUAUUAUGCAGCCAAUUCAUAUCAAGUCAGAAUCUAAUCAGUCAUCUCCUUUCAACCCUAGUUGUAUGGGAAUGAGCCCAUUGUCCAGUCAUCAGCAGUCUCCUCAUUCUGUUCCAUCACCCAACAACAACAGCAACCACAACAACCCUUUGUUCUCUGGCAACAAACUGUCCCAUGAUUUAGAAGCAUCUCCAGCAUGCACACCAGAUGCAUCAUCAAGGCUGUCAGCUAUGACAGGAACAUCUGAAGCACACAUUAGCCAUGAAGAACUUGGAAAUUCAUUUUGCUCAUUCUAUAAAACUAUUUUUGAAAACUCCACAGGUGUUCCUAAUUUGAAUUUGUCAGCAUCAGAUUGGCUCCAAAAUCUGGACACAUUAAAAGAAAGUAUGAGAUCUAGUGGGAACGAUUGGCAGAACAUUGACAUGUCCCAAUUUCAAGGUAUAAUUGAUAAUAACAAAACCACUGAGCGUCAAGGUCUUUUAGAAACAGUGAAACAGUCUGAAACAACCAGUUGGUCUAUAAACCCUGACAGUUUUGGUGACUUGGCCUCAUCUUUAAACAACUACUUCAACCAGGCAGCGUUGAACCAGAGCCGGGGGGGUGAGACUGGUGGCUUUAUAUCACCUGUCAAUGGUACCACUCCAUCUCCUGGACCACCUGUUACUGUUGAGAGGAUCCAUCACAGAUUGCCAGAUAAUCCAAACUUUCUUCAGUCUGAUGAGCUUGAUGAUGACUUUGAGUGGGACAAGCUUCUCUGAUCUGUGAUGAAACACUGUGUGAAAGGAUCCAGCUUGGUGAUACUUAGUAAUGCAGCAAGUUUCUUGAUUCUGUGAAUGAACUAUGUGUGAUAGGAACCAGCUGGGGCAUGAAUAUCAAUGCAGUGUGCUACUCUUUUUGUGAAUGAAAUGUGAUAUGAUCCUGGGUAUCAGCUAUUACUAUUCAAAUCAUAUUAUAAAAUAAAGAAAAAUGUAAUGUUCAUUGUGAAAUGUCAGUAACUUUGUUAAGAAAUUAUCUUGUAAGCCUUUUUUUAUGGAGCUUUUAAAACUAUUUUUACAACAUUAGUUGAGCAUAUAAAACCAAAAUAAACCAACUUGUAAAUUUAAAAUAAUAGUUUUCUUUCAAUGUAUAUAUGAUAACUAGUAUUUAGAUUUGAAUAAUUUCAGAAUUUUUUUCUUUGAUGCAAAUUGUUAAUUUAUCUAGACACAUUAUAGGCAAGUAGAGUAUUUUGUAUUGUAAUCAUGCUUGUUUUGUUAUUUUAGUUUUCAGUUUAAAGAGUUUUGCAUUUAUUCAUAACAAUAAUGGAUUAUGAAAAGAAAAGUGACUAAGUCCCAUGAAAAAUUAUUAGGAAUGAUUGUUUACAAAAUUAUUUUUCAGAAUGUUAAUUAUUUGAAGAUUAAAGAAUAGUUUUUAGCUUUUUUUUUUGAACUAGUAAAGUUAUUGUAUGGCCAGUGUUCAAUGUGCAAGGAUUUGAAUGUAUACCUUUGUGUUAUGCAUUUGUGAGCUCUAUGGCAUGGCCAUCACAUUAUAUUUAUUACUUAAAAAAACAACAACUUUCACCUUUGAGACUCCUUGGUGUACAUGGCAAGUAAAGCAAGUUUCACUAGUUCAGUUUACCAAUGGUUUUUUGGAUUGUUAUGUGACAAGCACAAUAAUUAGGUCCCUUUACAAGAACUCUAGACAGAGGUUAUAACACUACUUGGUUAAACUAGGAUUUGAAUUUGUGCAUUCUACUGGCUGUGCCUGGCUCCUUACUUUACUUGUUUUUAGAUAGAAUCAGUCACAAUCUAACAUUUAGUUUGAGCACAUCUUUUCGUCACACCAAUCUUCUCAUGAAAGUUUGCACUGUUUAUAAAACACAUCAUGCCCUGUCAUAAAUGAAAAUGUAUGUACAUAUUUAUAUUUAUUUACAUAUAUCACAUAUCCCCUGUAAGCUCAUGCAGGUAUAACAGUAUAUAUAUAUAUAUAAAUUGCUUCAGUGGUUAGCAGACGAAAUACUUCUUUGAUUUGUAUUGAGCAUGUGUUUGUAAAUAUUUUGACGAGCACUUCUGUGGUUAAUUUUUGGGUUAUGGGGAAGUUUGUUGAACCUAUUAUUGUAUGCAUAAUUAUGUUUUCUUACAUUUUUAUAUUUUGUAAUCUUUACCUGAUGUGCAAUGUUCACACUUAUGAAAUACAAAUCUUUCUCAUGCAUAAAGAAGCAAAUGUAAUGGAUGAAAGUGUUGAUUAAACUAUAACAAUACUGUAUUGAAACAAUGUUUUAUUUUCCCAAUAUAGAAGUUGUACAUUUUACUAUUAGUGCUGACAUAGUCUGUACAUAGAUUGUUGAAGUGUCCAUGAAAAAAAAUUAUUAUAAAGGAGAUGUUUUCUUUGUCCAGAUUGUCUGAUAAUAUUAAAGGCAUGAUUUUAAGCCCUUCUAGUUGUUGUUUACUGUGAGAACCCUUCUAGUGAUAAGAUUGACCAAAUAGUGAUUCAUCAUUCCGUCUCAUUUGUCCCUUCUGGUGCCUUGUAAUGUUCUUUACAUAUUCAUUGACUAAAUCUAGCUGUUAUUGUCUAAACACACAUCCAUUUUUAUAAAAUAUCAAUUUUUAUGUGAAUAUUUUAAAUGAGUAUUUUAGAGGUCAAAAUUGACAUGCUUCUUUCUUUUGCUUUUGUCUGAGUUUUAUUUAACUAGGUUUAUUUAUAUACUGAAAAACAGUAAAACCUAGGUAAUUUUUGUUUUCAGUUUGAAUUUGACUUAUGAAAUGCUUUGAUGUUGCAUUAAAUCUUAUAGACUUUAAACACUAAACUAGAUCUAUAAAAUAAAAAAGCUUUUUUUCUAAACAUUACAAUUAAUAAACUAUGCUCAUGUUUUCAGGUAAUGAUAAUCUUUUAUUUAUGUUUUUUUUAAGAAUAUUUAGUAACAAUUUUUUGUUGCAAUUUUCUUUUCAUUUCUAGUAGAAUUCUUUCAUUUUAUUGCUUUGAAUGUUGUUGUUUUUUAAUGUGGCAUGUUUGUACACUUUUCUUUGACUAGAGAAGAUAAAGAGUUCAAUAUGCCAUUGAAAGAAAGUGCUCACAGAGCUUAAGAUUAUGGCAGCUUGUUAUAUUAGCACUGUAAGGGCCAUCAACUAGUUCAAAAUUAGUUAUAGCUUACUUUAGUUGGGGAUGCUAUACCAAUGCAGCUUAGGAGACUGGCAUUUAGUAUUACUUUAAUUUUUGAAUAGAUGGAAUUUUCAAGCUAGUCUGUAUAUGAAGAGUUUCUUAGUCAUAAAUGCAGUAAAUUUUUUGGGAAAUGUUCAGAGGCAUACCAAAUAUUUUAUUAAUAAAAUGUUUUUUUUUUGACAAAAAAAAAAAAAGGGUUACAAAAUCUAUUGCACAUAAUUACAAACAAAGCUUCAAUGUAUCUUACAAAAACUCCAAUGAAAUAGGGUUAUUAUCUAGGUGUUUUUUAAUGCCAGAUAACAUAUUUUUUAUAUAUGCUCUUUAUAAGAUAUAGAAAUUCUAGACAGCAUACAAGUAAUUGUCAUGGUUGCUCUGCAUAUGCUUAGGAUUGUUGAAAGAAUAAUGAAGGGUUCAAAUUCUGGAGUCUGUAAUGCUGUAUUACCUUGACGAAGGUUUGGACUGUGGUACUUUUUUUACAAGAACUAGUAGAUGUAUUAAUAAUAAGUCUGUGCUUUAAACUAUAUUCCUGGCUUGUAUUUUCAUUAGAAGUUUCCAAUCCCAGCCUUGUCAGUCAAAGCUUAUAUUUGUAGUUCAUUAAGUAACAUUUUUACGUUUCACUCACCUUUUUAAAUAAAGACAAUUUUUUUUUUGUUUUCUUUUUUGUUUUUCUAUUUAUGUAUCCAUUUCUUCCUUUCUUGGCCUUUAUUUAUACAUAACUAUUGCAAGUGUGUACAUUAUUUCUACAUUUCCGUCCGAGCUAUUUCAGUUCAGCUUUUUAUAUGCACUCUGUGUCUUUUUAAAUUUUAUUUACUGAGUCAUAUAUUUAUUGAAACUGUCUGCAGUGAUUGGAUGAAAAUUGUUUACUGCCAUUGGCGGCACUAACGCGCACAAAUUCAGACAGUGAGUGGAUUCAGCAUUUUUUUCAAACAAUUUUGUAAAAUCCUCUUUUUUUUUCUCUGCUUUUUUAUUUUUGUAAGUGCCAAUCUUUGACUUGUCACUUGUAUCAGAAUGUUCAGAUAUGUUUUCUUUAGCAUGCACCAUUCCAAUGUAUUGCUGAUACUAUAUUUUCUGUACUUAAUCUUGUGAUUCAUCCAUUCUUUUUCCUCUUGACUGAAGUCAUUAUUUUUGUUUCUCCAUUCCAGAAUUAGGCAAAUAAAAACAAACAAAACCUACACAAAAAAAAAGAUUUAUUAAAGUUUAUCUUUCUAUAAAUAAAUAAUUUUAUAUCAUAUAUUUUAUAUAUUCAUUGUGUGAUAUGAUUAUGUGAUUUGAUGUAGAAAGAAAUUGUGAUUGUUAAAUUAUCAAUUCAUUCCUGUGUUUCACUAGAAAAGACAAGAUAUCCUUUGCAAGGGAGAUAACCUUUUGCUCUCUGUUAUUACUAGAAGGGGAAACAACUAUUUUACUUUUUUUUGACCAGUUACCUGUUCUUUUGGGCAGAAUAAAAAUCAAUACUAUGUGAUGUUUCUUUGUUGUUGAAGUGUUUGAUACUUUGAUGUUUGCAUCAAAUCUUAUGGAAACAUUGGAUAUGAAGGAAAUCAAGGAGUUUUCCUUCAAUGUUUUACCACAGUGUUGUCUUUUUUUAAGCAUUGUAACACACAAGUUAGAUGAUACUAUCAUUGCUGUUCAACAAUGCAGUGUUUGUUGGUUUUGUUUUCAUUGUAAAAUUGUCUGAAAUGAAACUAGUUUUUUUUUUCUUUUAGAUUCUUCAAUGUCAUUUUAAAAUCUUAAAUUUAAAUUUGAAAUGCUUUUUUCAAUACUGUAGUAUCUUUUUUUAAUUCGUCAGUCUAAUAAAAAAAAUGUUGACUGUAAAAGGAAGUCCUAUUUAACAAAAAUAACAUUCCAUUUCAGGUCUGUGGAUAGAGUUUUGCUAUAUCAGUAGAUGAAAAUCACAUCUGCAAUGCUGAAAGUACUGGGUUUGCUAAUGAAAUUUACUCAUAGCUAUAGAUAGUUGAUUGGUUACAGAGCCUGUUAAACUGUCUUCAGAAAUGGAGCUUAAUGGAUGCUGGGUGAUGUUAUCAGUUCUGAAAGCUCAUGUCAAAUGUAGAUUUUAAUUUAGAUUCAUUAACUUGGCAUGGACGUACUCCAUUUUGCAGAAACCCCAUUUUCCAGAUCUCCAAAAAUAUUAGUUAAUUUAACUUUAAAAAUAGUUUAAUCUAUGCUUAGUCAAAUCAGUAGUUUGAUAUAAAUAAUUAAAUUAAAUUUAAAAUAACUUGUUUUUUAUAUCUUCUAUCAGCUGAUUGCUAAAUUAAAUAUAUACGCUGUUAAUGGUUGAACCUUUUGUUUUGGGAUGAAAUUAUCUUCUUCAAUGUCUUCAUGUAGACCAAUGUAUACAUCUCAAUAUUGUUCUGAGAUGACAUUCUAUUGUUCACUCUUAGACCAAUGUAUUCAUUUCCUAUGUUUCACAAUGUUUUCGACAACGUUUAUUUUUUUUAUUCAUCAUUACCAUUUUAUUUUCAGAAAAUGUGUUCACAUGCCAUUGUGGAAGUCUAGAAAUAAAUAUAUAUUUAUUUCUU